Messenger RNA from Cetraspora pellucida, 1041 nucleotides. Lineage: Eukaryota; Fungi; Glomeromycota; Glomeromycetes; Diversisporales; Gigasporaceae. The record is from the annotation of a GenBank genome assembly.
AUGGCUGCACCUCUGCGUCAAGAAAAGGGCUUUUUGGCGCCUCAAAGCCUAAACUUGAAUUACCCGGCUCCCUUAAAAAAAUUUGGUUACCAACUUGGUGGGCAUGGUGAAAUAUUAUCCAUGAACGAGGAUUCUAUGAUCAUAAAGCCUUGUAACGAACUUGAGAGAGAAUUCUAUGAAAUCAGUGUACUACAUCCAGGAUUUGCCAGAUGGAUGCCGAAAUAUUACGGAACUUUACGACUACACGACUCUCAACCAUCUUUGCUAGAUCAGCAAGUUGAAAUUAACAAUCGUCCUAAAUUUAUAAAUUAUAUCCUUGACCCGUAUAUUCAAACAACACAAGCUAUUUGCAUAGAAAACGUCUUAAUCAAAUUUAAAAAACCAUGUGUAAUGGAUGUGAAAUUGGGUACACAACUCUGGGGUAAGGAUGCUGAUGAAAGAAAACGUCAGAAAGCGAUACGAAAAGCGGAAAGUACAACAUCAUCUUCUAUGGGAAUUCGUAUAACAGCAUCCCGGGUCUAUGGAAAAUCAUCAGAUAAUUAUACCCAUUACUCUAGAGAAUAUUGCAGAAGUCUUACUCCUGAUACUAUAAUGACAUGUUUUGCGGAUUUUUUUAUGGCAGAGAUAUCACUUAGUCAACGUCAGCUUAUAAUCGAUCGGUUUAUCGAAGAUUUAACAUUAUUUUUGGAAGACUUGGAAAACCAUGACGUUAGAUUACGUGGCGCAUCUUUAUUGUUCAUAUAUGAAGGGGAUCCUAAUGCUUUGAUGGAUGCUCUUAAUAAAGAAGAUGAAGAUGCUCAAAAUGAACAAAAGCUGGGUAAAUUAACAUCGGACGAAGAUUGUGCUGAAGACGAAGACGCAGAUUAUGACUCGGAUAUGGAUGAGGAUGAGGAUGAAGAAUUCAAAGUAACCGAGCUUAAGAUAAUAGACUUUGCUCAUUCACACUUUCAAGAUGGCAUUGGCAAGGAUGAAGGUUGUUUGCUAGGUUUGAGAAAUGCAAUACGAUGUUUGAAACAAGUUUUAAAUGAGAUGACUAAUUAA